AUGGGCCGUUUUACACCCCAAGAACUUGGAAUAAUCGUGUCAAUGUUCUUACGGAAUAAUUCAUCAGUGAUAAAAACACAACGUGAAUUUCGUCGACGAUUUCCUGCAAGAUCACCCGAUCUGACGAGUCCUCUUUCUUUGGGGUUUUUUGAAAUCUCGGGUGUAUGUGAACAAGCCACAGACUCUCGCAGCUCUAAAAGAAAACAUUCAUCAAGAAAUAAGGACCAUAUCGCAGGAAGUAUUACGGCAAGUUAUGCAAAAUGUCAUAAAUAG
This is a messenger RNA of Pieris macdunnoughi, 273 nucleotides long. NCBI's taxonomy places the organism in Eukaryota, Metazoa, Arthropoda, Insecta, Lepidoptera, Pieridae. The record is from the annotation of a GenBank genome assembly.